This is a messenger RNA of Paramecium sonneborni, 501 nucleotides long. Lineage: Eukaryota; Ciliophora; Oligohymenophorea; Peniculida; Parameciidae. The record is from the annotation of a GenBank genome assembly.
AUGAUCGAAUUAGAAUACAAAAUACAACCUAAAGCCUUAUUUCCUCGUCUUAAAUAAAAAUCCAUUAAUGAUAAUACUAUGUAUACAAUCUAAUUACUACGUAAAACCAUUCAUCAACUUACUAAUAUAUAUUCUGAACCUAAACCCACUGAGAUGGCAUCCAAAAUGCUUCCUGCACAUAAAAUUAAAAGAUUAAAUCAUUCAUACAUCAAAAACUAUUCUCAAAACUAUAAUAGUUAAUCAUUUGAUUUGCACUAAAAGGCUUCUACUUAAACUAUCCCUUAUUAUUUCAUUGAUAAUAAGAAAGGGUAAUCAGAUAAUUACAAAAUUAAAAUCACAAACUCUCCUAAUCUACCAUUCAAUUCAAUCCAUAUUUUCUAACAACAAUAUAGAAAUAAGCUUCAAACCAUUGAUAUAACUAACAGGUUCAAAAAUCUCAAAAAUAAAGCAUUAUCCUAAAAAUACAGAAAAAGAAAUAAAUCUGUCUCUCAUUAAAAAUGA